AUGCAGUUAUGUGGUUUUGCUGGCCCAUGUGGUAUUCCUAAAAGAUUUAUUUUUAUGCCCGCAACAGGUGGUUUUCCCGAAGAGAUAUUGAAUGAAAUACACUCACAAAAUAUUGUAGUUACAAAUAAUACAAAUGGAUGCCCGGGAGACAUCCUGCGUAGAGAAGAUGAAGAUCAACAAAUAACUUGUGCUGAGUAUCUUAGACAAUAUGAUAUUGCUCAGCUUGCUCAAAUGAUGGCACAUAGUGCUGAAGAAUUUGUGCGUCAUGUCUGGCUCAGAGGCUGGCAAGUAGUUAAUCAUCGUAGUCUUCCUGCAUGGUUACGAGACAAUGAUUUCAUUCUUCAUUAUCACCGUCCUCAGCUGAAUACAUUUUGGGCUUGUUUCAAGUCGAUUUUCAGAGUUCAUACAGAAACUGGAAAUAUCUGGACUCAUUUAUUAGGAUGUGGCAGUUUUUUCGCAAUUGCAGUCUUCAGCUUAGUUCAAUCAGAGGUUUUUAUACAGUGGCAAGAAAAACUUGUAUUUUCUGCAUUCUUUUUUGGUGCAGUUGUCUGCCUUGGAUUUUCAUGUUUAUUUCACACUCUGUCUUGUCAUUCAAAAACUAUUGGGAGACUUUUCAACAGAUUGGACUAUACUGGUAUAGCGUUUCUAAAUAUAGGCUCGUUUAUACCUUACUUAUAUUAUUCCUUUUACUGCAUGCUAUGGGCUAGAUUAUUUUAUAUGAUUCUGGUUGUCGUUCUCGGUACAGCAUCAAUUAUCGUAUCAAUGCAUCCAUCUUUCACUACACCACGUUACCGUCCACUUCGAGCUGGUGUUUUCAUGGGAUUAGGCCUUUCAGCUCUUAUUCCAUGCAUACAUACAAUAAUAUUAGAUGGAUUCCUUAAUUCCAUUUUUCAAGGCUCUUUAGGUUGGCUUGUUCUUAUGGCGAUUUUGUAUUUAAGUGGAGCAACGAUUUACGCUGUCCGUGUACCUGAAAGAAUAUUUCCUGGACGUUUCGAUAUUUGGUUUCAAAGUCAUCAAAUAUUUCAUGUUUUUGUUGUGGCUGCUGCCUUAGUUCAUUAUCAUGGUCUAGUUAAACUGGCCGAUUAUCGUUUAACUGUCGGUGAUUGUAAACCUGUUGGAUUAAGCUUCUAUACAGAUGAAUUUAAAGUUCUUGGAUUGAAUAUAUUCUCAGAAACUGUUUAA
This is a messenger RNA of Trichobilharzia szidati, 1182 nucleotides long. Lineage: Eukaryota; Metazoa; Platyhelminthes; Trematoda; Strigeidida; Schistosomatidae. The record is from the annotation of a GenBank genome assembly.